Molecule: messenger RNA, 1980 nt
Organism: Corylus avellana
Lineage: Eukaryota; Viridiplantae; Streptophyta; Magnoliopsida; Fagales; Betulaceae
Source: RefSeq, a predicted model, not a curated record
AUGCAUCUUGACCUGUCAGAGAAUCGCCUUGAAGGAAAGAUACCAAGAUUCUUGGGAAACUUUUGUAAUCUCCAACUUUUAGAUUUAUCUUAUAACAACCUUGGGGGAGGUGUGCAUGAAGUUUUAGGAAAUUCUUCGGCAUGCAUAUCAAAAAAUUUAGAGUUUUUAAAAUUGGGAGAAAAUCGACUUUCAGGUACUUUACCUGAUGAAUUGGGGAAAUAUCAAAAGCUCUCUGUUCUUUCACUUUUUAGUAACAUGCUUUCUGGUCCGAUUCCCAUGUCUAUAGGAAAUCUUUCUUCAUUGAGGACACUUGCUGUCUCUGCAAGUCAAUUAAAUGGAACAAUUCCUGUAAGUCUCGGACAUCUUUCAAAUCUUGAACGUUUAGGAAUCUCUUACAAUUUAUUUGAGGGUUCUGUUUCUGAUGUGCAUUUUUCUAACCUAACAAAAUUGAAAGUACUUUUUGCCUCUUCAGCCAACUUGUUGACUUUGCGAGUAAGUUCUAAUUGGGUUCCUCCUUUUCAACUUCAAGAAUUAACAAUGGAUUCAUGGAGAUUAGGGCCACGAUUCCCUGCAUGGCUUCAAUCACAAAAAGAUCUUCAAUAUCUAUCUUUAUCGAAUGCAAGCAUUUCAGACGUUAUCCCUUCUUGGCUUUGGAGCCUCAGUCCCCAAAUCGAAUCAUUGGAUCUUUCUCAAAACCAAAUUCAUGGCAGUAUUCCAAAUUUUUCUUCCGCAUACUAUAUUAAUCUUGGUUCAAACAACUUAUCUGGCCCUCUCCCCCAUAUCUCUUCUUCUAGCAUUGAAUAUUUAGAUCUUUCCAAUAACUCAUUCAACGGAUCUCUUUCUCCUCUCGUUUGUGAACAGAAAGAUAAAAUGACAUAUGUGCGAACACUUGAUUUUUCAAAAAAUCUUUUAUCCGGAGAACUUCCUGAUUGUUGGAUGAACUAUUCUAACUUAGAAUUUUUAAUCUUGGGGAGCAAUAAGCUAACAGGAAAUAUACCGACUUCUUUGGGUUCUCUAUCUGCGCUUGAAUUGUUGUCGUUGAAAAGAAACAAUCUGUCUGGAGAUUUACCAAUGUCCCUGCAAAAUUGCAAAGGCCUAGUGACUGUCGAUCUCAGUGAGAAUCAUUUGUGUGGCAGUUUAUUCAUUUGGUUGGGAAAUAGUUCAGCCUCUCUUAGAGCUCUUGUGCUUCGCUCAAACAGGUUUCAUGGUAGUAUUCCUUCGGAGUUUUGUCACUUCAAUUCACUUCAAAUCAUGGACCUUUCACAUAACAAAUUAUCAGGAUCAAUUCCGCAAUGCUUUGGUAAUUUGAGCGCCAUGGUAAGACAAGUCUCUGGUGGAACAUUUAGUACAACAGAAAUUAUCUUGAUAAUGAAGGGAGCAGAGUAUGAAUAUAGUCAGUCACUUUCUCUCGUCACAAGCAUGGACCUCUCGAGCAACAAUUUAAUUGGAGAAAUCCCUGAGGAACUCACCAGUCUUUAUGGCAUACGAUUCUUGAAUUUGUCCCAUAAUCAACUCCACGGAAAGAUUCCUGAGAAGAUCAGUAACAUGACAUUAUUGGAAUCUCUCGAUGUCUCAACGAAUCAACUCACAGGCGCAAUACCUCAAAGUAUGGCGAGUUUAACAUUCUUGAGUUAUUUGAAUUUAUCACACAACCACUUCUCUGGCAAAAUUCCCUCCGGCACUCAGCUUCAAAGCUUUAGUGCACAGAGUUUCAUUGGGAACCAUGAUCUUUGUGGACCUCCACUUACGCCCAGCUGCGUUGGAGAUGACUCAUCCCUUGGGUCAACACCAAAUGUUGAUGAUGAAGGCGACGAGAACGGUGGGUGGGUUGAAAUGAAGUGGUUUUAUAUGGGUAUGCCAUUUGGAUUUGUAGUGGGGUUUUGGGGUGUAUUUGGUUCAUUGGCAUUCAGCAAGGUUUGGAGGUCUGCUUUCUUUAAGUUAUUGGAUGGCAUCAAGUAUAAACUCUUUGGUGGUGUUUGA